UCGAGCAAAGUCCGGAAGCAAAAUAAUAUAAAUCAAGCCUGGGUGAAAACGUAACAUAACAGUACGGUACUUGUGUCAUUUUUAAAACAUUUGGCGUUCUCUUGUCAACAUGGCAGACAGCAGAGACAAAGCAACGGAUCAAAUGAAGACAUGGAAGCAAAAUAGAAACACUCAGAAGCCAGAUCAACUGACCACAGGAGCCGGCCAUCCCAUCGGGGACAAGCUAAACCUGCAGACAGCUGGGCCGAGGGGGCCCCUCCUGGUCCAGGAUGUGGUCUUCACCGACGAGAUGGCGCACUUCGACCGCGAGCGCAUCCCUGAACGAGUGGUGCACGCCAAAGGGGCGGGGGCGUUUGGCUACUUCGAGGUGACACACGACAUCCGCCGUUACUGCAAGGCCAAGGUUUUUGAGCACGUCGGCAAAGUGACGCCCGUUGCUGUCCGCUUCUCUACUGUAGCGGGAGAAUCCGGAUCAGCGGACACAGUGAGGGACCCUCGAGGCUUCGCCGUCAAGUUUUACACGGACGAGGGCAACUGGGAUCUGACGGGCAAUAACACACCCAUUUUUUUCAUCAGGGACUCCAUGCUGUUCCCGUCCUUCAUACACUCACAGAAGCGCAAUCCUCAAACGCACAUGAAGGACCCGGACAUGGUGUGGGACUUCUGGAGCCUAAGGCCCGAAAGUCUGCAUCAGGUGUCCUUCCUGUUCAGCGAUCGAGGUUUGCCAGACGGGUACCGCCACAUGAAUGGCUAUGGCUCGCACACCUUUAAGCUGAUCAAUGCCGACGGAGAGCCCGUGUACUGCAAAUUCCAUUUCAAGACUGAUCAGGGAAUCAAGAAUAUGCCCGUAGAGGAAGCGGAACGCCUGGCUUCCUCCAACCCAGACUAUGCCAUCGGUGACUUGUUCAACGCCAUCGCCAAUGGCAAUUUCCCAUCCUGGACUUUCUACAUUCAAGUCAUGACCUUUGAGGAAGCUGAGAAGUUCCGGUUCAACCCAUUUGACCUCACCAAGGUUUGGUCCCAUAAAGAAUUCCCGCUGAUCCCUGUGGGCAAAAUGGUCCUGAACAGGAACCCGCUCAACUACUUUGCCGAGGUGGAGCAGCUGGCAUUCGACCCCAGCAACAUGCCGCCAGGCAUUGAGGCCAGUCCUGACAAGAUGCUGCAGGGUCGCCUCUUUUCCUACCCAGAUACACACCGGCACCGGCUGGGUGCCAACUACCUGCAGAUCCCUGUCAACUGCCCCUUCCGGACCCGUGUGGCCAACUACCAACGAGACGGCCCAAUGUGCAUGUUCGACAACCAAGGUGGUGCCCCAAACUACUUUCCUAACAGCUUCAGCGCACCGGAGACUCAGCCUCAGUUUGUGGAAUCACGGUUUAAGGUGUCCACCGAUGUGGCACGUUACAACAGCGAAGAUGAAGAUAACGUCACCCAGGUCCGUGACUUCUACACUCAGGUGCUCAAUGACGAUGAGCGUCAGAGGCUCUGUCAGAACAUGGCGGGCGCCCUGAAGGGGGCGCAGCUCUUCAUCCAGAAGCGAAUGGUAGAAAACCUGAAAGCUGUCUAUCCCGACUACGCAGACAGGGUUCAGAACCUUCUCAACAAGUAUAAUGCGCAGGCCCCGAAGAACACUAUUCACGUCUACAGCCGUCCAGGCGCGUCGGCCGUCGCCGCUGCAUCCAAGAUGUAAACGCAUUCCCAGCUGGAGCUCAUAACCAGAACAAAGAAGCAACAAAUCGUCAUUAAGAAAAUGCUAAUAAGCCUUCACGCACGGAUCAUCCAAGUAACACACGUAGGCCGCCAUUUUCUGGUUUCAAGGAAAAUCCUUUCUAUUUUUUAAUUUCUGUUUUGAUCUGUUUUGUCGUGCCUUUUGUCAGCCUCAUUGAACAAUGAUUGUUGGUGAUUGUUGCGUGUGGAGCAAUUCUAAUGUUAGUGAACUCAUAACUCUGUGUUAAGAUUAAUAUUCAAACCAUUUUUAUUUUGUUUUAAUCUUAUAACUGAUUGAGCUGCUGGCCAGAAUGCAAAUAGCAUAAUCAUUUUAAAGCAACACUAGGUAAUUUUUCAACCUUUAUAAAAUAUUUUCAGAACAUUUGUGAUGAUACGUCUACUGAUAACUAGUUUAAUGACAUCUCUUUUAUAUUUUGAAGGGGUCUGUAUCGCUUUCACCACUAAUUAACUUCGAGGAGGGUGGCAUGAAUCCUGCCCCACAAAAAAACUACAAAUGUGCUGACUGCUUUACGCCAUACGUCACUCCUCCCUUUCCAAAUUCAUUAUAAGUACGGAAGUUGAUGCUAACGCCUUCGCACGAAAGAUGGCAGAUAGAUACAAAAAGUUUUGUCUGAGGAGGAAAAAGAAAGGGAGCCGACCAGGAUAUACAGAAUAAACAAUGGCCCGGCUUUCGCUCACUAGUUCCGGUGGGGUAAGAGAGUUUGUGACACAGUUGCUAACUAUCAUUGGCUAUUGUUUAGCCACAACUGGAUUCAUUACCUUAUUACUUUUCAUCCUUCACAUAGCCGCUGGAAACAGAAGUGUUGUUCAAUCUAUCUGCAGGCGAACAUCAUGAUUUUAUGACACUAUGCGGGUGUGCGCUGGUCCUCAUGGGAAAUGCAGUCUUUCUUAAGGCAAAACACUACCGCUUUUGUCCACCGGCGUCGCUAAAAUUGACCAAAACUGAAAAGUUACCAAGUGCUGCUUUAAUGCUUGCUUGCCAGAGUACUCUUUAUCUCUGAAUAUGUUAUGAAGUAACGCACAGUGCCUUGUUUGUGUGUGUUCAAGUCGCAAUAACAUUGAACUCUCUCCUAAAAGACUGAUCAAUAAAAAAACGAUUUUACAGUAUAUAGAAAGUAAAGUAUUUAUUUUUGGUCAGUUCUGUUGGAAAAAUAGGGACUGUCAAAUAUUUCGAUUGAACCCUAGGGGUUCAGCAAAGGUUAAGGUUCAUACACCGACGAAAAGCAAAUUGUAGACUGGUUUGCCCCCACUUUACAGGCUUAUUUCAUUUUUAUCAACUGCUAGCCCUCUAUCUAAUGAAUGGGUAAACUGGUUUGCUCAGUGGGAGGUCGUCUCGCACUUACUAUGAGGAUGUAUAACAGACCUAAGUGUACUCCGCAGAUAAUAAUAAAAAAAAACAACAUUUGUGUCAUUUUAUGCCACAAAAAUAUUGUGAUGCAAGAAUGCGACAGUAAAAUGAGAAUUUAGACAUGAAAACAAACAAAAAGGAAACUGUGUGAAAUGAAAUGAGUUUCAUUUUCCAAAAUUAUUUGAAUGGAAAUUCACUUACAUAUUAGCUUGCUAACAUAGCUGCAUCGGCUUUGCAUUUGGGAAGAAAAAAAAACAACAAAAAACUUUAUUAUUAAAUUCCAAAAGGUUCGUUGAAUGCACAUGUGAAACUUGGGGGUUCAGUACCUAUAGCAGUGCUUCUCAAUUAUUUUCUGGUCAUCACCCAACCCCAGGAAGAAUUAAGUGUUUCGCAUCCCUCAAACUCUCUGCCGCCACUUUAAAUAGUAUCAUUUCUCUAUAAAAUUAUAAGUACACCUCUGCCUAACAUUGUGUCCUUUUUUCUGUUAAAGAAAAAAAAGUAACUUAGAUCAACUAACAAUAAAGUAUAACUUGAUUAACAUUGUUCUGUUUGUAACAGAAAAGACUUAAAGUGCAUCAAUUUGCCUGAAUUAAAAAAAAAAAAAAGUCACAUCCAAACUGUAAAAAUACACUCAAAGUACAUUUUUUCACCAUUUCAUACCGAGAAAUAAAGCGUAAUAAAUUAAUAAAUAAUAGUACAUUCAAAUUGAUCAGCAAUAUUAACUGAUGAGGACAAUAUGCCAAAAAACUUGACCGAAAAAAAAAUAAAAAAUGAAUAGAACAAAAACGAUAGUGUCAUUGGACAGUGUGACAGUUUUUCUAUUUUUGCUGCAGGCAGCAUUGCUCCUUUGCAACGGUUUGGGGUUACUUUGCACUGAGUAUGCUAAACAGUGCUCGCUAGUUUACUGAAGUAACACUGACAAAGUAAGACGACUGUUUCCAAUAUUCGGCAUGGUUUCGCUGAAAAACAAGCGGCUUAUCAAUGAGAUUAAGAUCCGAUGUCUUUAAGUGACGUCUUAAAUGAUUUGGCUUCCCGCUGUCCGCUACAGACAUUUUUAGACAAUGUAAACAGAGUGGUCUUUCCUCGUCUCCCACUGUAUUAAAAGUCAAAGCCAAACGCAGCAUUCUCGGCCACCUGGGGGGAACCGGAGGUGAGGGCGGUCGUCGUGAUGCUCCCAAGCAGAAAAUGGUGCCUCUCGGGUGGACACGCGUGAGAACCAAAGAAGACAGUGGGUCGCGGCGUGAGCUCGGCCCGAAAAUAGGGCCCAACUCUUCAGAUCUCUUGGCUGUGUGCUCGUUUGUUUCAAAAAUACUGCGCAUACUCUGAAAAUUAGAGCGCCACUGCCACCCACCGAGUGGAUGACACUUAAUUUUAGUACUGCAAAAAAGUAUGUUGCCCCAGGUCAAAUGUGCCACCCACGGCAGCAGGGCGCGCGCCACUCUAUUUAAGAAGUACUGACCUAUAGCAAGGUUAAGAACCACUGAUUUAGACUAUAAAAAAACUGUCUACGGUAUUCCAAAUUUUAGUCAAACCUGUGUUGGUUUAAUACAACUUGCCUAUUUACUGCAAAAACUAGGGUUGAAGACCCCUAAUUUGGCUAAAUUUCAAAAUUGUCCGAUAUGCAUGUGUGAUGCAACUUUGGAAAGCCUAAAAUCUCAAUUUUCUGGGAGAAGAAAAAAUUUGAACAGCAAGGCAUUUUUUUUUUUUUUAUAUAUAUUUAAACCCCUAAAACUCGAGGCGAGAGCAUGAGAGAGCAUAACUAAAGACACCAUGAUUUUAACGAGAUAUUAUCGCGUACUUACCUUGUUUCGAUCCCAAAACCGCGCGUAGCAUGUCUCACAAAGGGUGUUAAGACACAGCUGUGAAUGGCCACAGCCGGACAUUUUGGAUAUUUUAUGGGUGAAACACAGUAAUACAGGCUGUCCAUAAAGUCUCUUCACCAUUUCAAAAAUGUAUUAAAAAUGUAAUUUGUGGCAGCCCCUCGGAAUGACGACGUGAGCUCGACUGAUGUGUAAGGUUUCUUUAUUUUUCCAACACUCAUUAUGACACCGUGAAACUAAAAAUCAAUACAAUAGAAUUAACAUUUCACAGUGAUCAAUUAUCAAACAAUCCCAAACACAAAUAAAAUACCUCGCUGCGCUCUCCGAGGCGUGCAAAUCAACAUGAACAUGGAAGUGCUGCUCCGAGACAAAUUGAGCUGACAUCAGCUGGUCAAAUCAAAUAACAAUUUGCAUUUUUUAGAUGUUAAAGAAGCAAAGGAUAGAUAUUCAACUCAACAAGGAAGUGUGCUUACCGGCUCCUGUGCAGUGGCGCCUCCAGAAAUUUUUCAUAGAUGUGGCCACUUAAAAUCUUGGGGUGGCCAAAACUAAAAGCCAUAAUUUCAGGUUUUCAUUAUAUUAUUGCAGUAAAAAGGUCAGGGGAAAACUAUCAGAAAGACUUAAGCACAUGGCUCCAGAUAUACUUUGGUGUAUUGUGUAAUAUUUGAAGUUACUAAUGAUUUAAUGUGCAUAGUCCAUAACUGUCCUGUCAACAUUUUGAGUUCCACAACAAUUCGUGUUAUGUAUAUAUCAGGCAUAAGGUGUACAUUUAACUAGGGCUGUCAAACAAUUAAAAUUUUUAAUCGAGUUAAUCACAUCUUAAAAAUGAAUUAAUCGUAAUUAACCGCAAUUCAAACCAUCUCUAAAAUAUGCCAUAUUUUUCUGUAAAUUAUUGUUGGAAUGGAAAGAUAAGACAAGACUGAUAUAUACAUUCAACAUACUAUACAUAAGUACUGUAUUUGUUUAUCAUAACAAUAAAUCCACAAGAUGGCAUUAACAUGAUUAACAUUCUUUCUGUGAAAGGGAUCCACAGCUAGAAAGGCUUGUAAUUUUCAAAGGAUAAAUGUGAGUUUGUAUAUUGUGACUAAAUAUUGCCAUCUAGUGUAUCUGUUGAGCUUUCAGUAAAUGAUACUGUAGCGACAUAACUGUUCUGCCCAAAUGCAUGAUGGGAAGUGGUGCAACCAAGACUGUGUGUGGUGGCUGUAAAUGCUAUAUCUUCUUUGCGUUGGGUACACUACAGGGUGUUAAGAAAAAGAUCAACUCCUGUCAUUCUUCCCCAAGUCGCUUCCCACAAUAUUUAUAGUUACUGUGGGAGAGAUGGCAAAUCUUUUACCAAUUAAAAGCACGGCCCCAAUGAAUGCUUGUAUCUACUCCACUCACUUGACACUGCCUCUUAUCUCAGUAUAAAAGUAAAACGGCGCCAUUGUAGGCUGUUUGCGGCAAUGCGUGAAUGAGUCGUACCAAGAAUGCGUUAAUUGCGAUAAAUAUUUACACGUGAUUAAUUAAUAAAAUUAAUGACCACCCGUUAACGCGAUAAAUUUGACAGCUCUACAUUUGACAAAACAAAAUAAAUGCAAUCAUUUGGGAUGAAAUGCAUAACUGAUGCUACAACAAUCUAACGAUAUACUGGCAAGCGGGGUGGCCAGUGGGGUGGCCAACCAAUUUAGCAGCUUCCCUUUUAAUGCUGUCCUUAUAAUAACGAUCUGCUGCAUCGUAUAUCACUUUGUGACUUUCCACCUCCAUGAUGAAACGUUCUUCGUCCAUGUUUUCUGGUGUUUAAACCUUAGAUGCACAAGUUACUGGACCCUACACUCUUCCAUAAGUGGGUCAAAAAUGACCCAUAUUAGAACCAAUGUGUUUUUAUGCAAUUUUAGUGAAGAAUAAUCAAUUGUAUAUUAAUUAGUAUUAGAUAAUAUUAUUAGUAUGAUCUUAAUGAUUAAAUUAACAUUUUUUGAAAAACAAAAAAACAGAACAGCAAUAGACUUUAUCCUUCCUUGUAAUUUAUCAUCAAUGAUGAAGAGCUCCCAUGCAUCUUUUUGGUGAGACAGCGGUGCUAAGCCCUUCUGAAAGCACUGACCGAUUUCUAAGGAUAUUGUGGCUCUGUGUUCUGCCCUGGGUGGGAGGUAAUUCUGUCUAGUAAGAGCCCUACCAACUCAUUCUGUUGGCCAUGAUUUGGACACUUUCUUCUUCAGAGGACACAUAAGUGGAAUCUUAUGAGUCAGAUUGAUCCUGUUCAGUUGGAUUUCCAGGUGGACAACUGCCACUGCCACCUAGACAAUAGUCUGGGUCCUCAUCAUCAGAAAUUUCAGACACUUGAGUCCAACCCUGUCACUGCCUCAUCCAACAUCUGUUGGACCAUUUCAGCUGUAAAUUUAGCAGCUAUGACAUUUUGGAUAAGGAAACAUAAGAGUAGUGUUUUCAAUAGAUCAAUAUGUAGCUAUAUAAAUAUACACACCAGGGGUCGUGUUAACCGAAUAUUUUCCGUCGUUGACCGGUUUUUUAAAAUGGUGACGGAAAAAACUGAAGUCCGUCUGUCAUUUUGACAGGUUGCAAUUCACACCCCAGACCAUAGGGUGGCGAGUGAGCAUAUUAAUUAGCUAUUGUCUCUCUUGAUGCAUGACGUCGUUGGCCUUACUCGGAAAAAUGUCAAGGCAACUGAGUGUCCGAAGUUUUUUCAAAAAGCCCCAAAACGAUGAUGGUGUUGAUAAAAGAGGUGAAAAAAAGAGUCAGAUUCAGCCUCCAGAACAACGAUAAAACGGCCAUGAGAAGUCAUCUGUCCGAGGCAAAAGUCCAAAACCUCAUGACAAUAGCCUCUGCAGCAAUCCCACUUGAGACAUUUGAUUAUGCACAAGCGGGCACGCAAUUCAAGUCCAUGCGCACCAGGAGGAAGGUGUGAGACUGCGUUCAGGCCACAGCAGGUGAACUGUUAAUUUCAUUGUUCCAUAUGUAGCCUACCUACUGGGGCCACAGUCAGCUGUUUUUGUCACUGCGGAGAAAAAGUUACAUAUUCAUCUGCUUGAUGUGUGAUGCCACGGUGUGGAUUCUCUGUUAAGCUUGUUCGGACAGAAUUAUAAUUAAAAAUACAUGAAAACUAAAUACUAUUGAAUAUGUCAUUAUUAUCAUUUUAAAAAUUUAAGUGACGGGUAAAAAUAGAUUAUGACCAGAUUUUUAUGACCCUGUCAGUCAAAAUGACAGACAACGAAAAAGUCUAGCGCAACCUCUGAUACACACACACACACACACACUAUAUAUACAGUAAUGUUAGUUAACCUAGGCUAGGUUCAUACCGCAGGUUUUAAUGCACGAAUCCGUUUUUUUCAUGUUUUUCCGACUCGACUGAAUGGGAAAAGUCACAAGAAGUGGACCAUUUCAAAUUCGAUCCAGGUCACUUUCAUAUGUGGUUAAAAUCCCAUCCAGGCCACAUUUUUCCAGAAUGUGGCUGCGGUCCGAACUGUCAAGUCCCCCAAAUUGGAAUUAAUGCAGCAAUUAAUAUCAGCAAAGAGCAAGAGGGACAGGGUGCUACGGUAGCGGUGCAGCUGUGCAUUAGCGUUAGCACCUAGCUUGAACGCGGCUUUUGGGGAAGGAGCGGGCUUGACAACAGUCAUAAAAAUUAAAAUGGGUUGAGGAUAAGCCUGACAACGCUCGGUUUUCUCUCUGCUCCAAUGCUCCUGAUCAUGCGGGCUAGUUUGCUCAGCGCAUCUCGGACUACGAAUUAGAGCGCAUGUGUGAUACAUGAACAGGUUCAAUGGAUAAAGGCAGUCUGAAUGGGUACGCUAAAAAAACAGAUAUGACAAAAAAAAUCUAAAUUGUGCAUUUGGACCUGUGGUAUGAACCUACCCUUAGAAGUUAGGUAGAAGUUAUGAAGUAGGUUAAUUUGUUGAUAAAUAAUAUAAAAAAAAAACAGUCAUGAAAGACACACUAAGUACUAUAUGGACAUAGUACACGUAUCAGCUCUUGCUGUGUAACAUAAUCUUAAGGGUUGUCACUUUUUACAUACUUAGUCUGUGUGGUCCACUGUAAAUUUAUUCCUGACAGCCAAAGUUGACAAGAAUGAAAGAUUCCCAUUGGAUUCCAUAGAAAAUGCAUGUGAGUCAUUUUGACCCACUUGGGAACCUUAUGGGUGCAUGGCAUCAUGAAUGCUUUGAAAUACCAGGACAUUUUAAAUCAAAAUCUGUUGCCCUCUGCCCGAAAGCUGAAAAUGGGUCGUCACUGGGUCUUUCAGCAAGACAAUGACCCUAAACAUAUGGCCAAAUCUACACAGAAAUGGUUCACCAGACACAAAAUCAAACUCCUCCCAUGGCCAUCUCAGUCCCCAGACCUCAACCCCAUUGAAAACCUGUGGGGUGAGCUGAAGAGGAGAGUACAGAGGAGAGGACCCAGGUCUCUGGAUGAUUUAGAGAGAUUCUGCAAAGAGGAAUGGCUGAAGAUCCCUUUAUCUGUUUUUUCCCAUCUUGUGAAACAUUAUAGGAGAAGAUUAGGUGCUGUUUUGUUGGCAAAAGGGGGUUGUACAAAGUAUUAACACCAGGGGUGCUAAUAAUUGUGACACACAUUAUUUCCCCCACUGAAUAAAUGCACUUGUAUUGAAGGUUGGAUUUUUCUUUUUUUCAUUAAGGUCCCAUAUUAUUUAGAAGAAAAAAAAUUAGAAGCCUAAAAACACAUAAUUUUUAUAAAUCCAAUAAUUAUGGAGGGCACUGUAGACGGAUUUUGAAUCGAUACGAGAAUUGCGUGACUUCAUUUUGCAAUAUAUCUCAUUUGAUUUUUUUUUUUUUAUCUUUUUGGUAACACCUUUAAUAUGUAACAUACUCUACAAACGUCUCACUUUCUCUCAGUUCGGAAAAGGAUUCGCUGAUUGCCAUGCUUUGCGCUAAAAUAGGAAGAGGAGCACUUCAGUGGCGAUUCAAAUUAGAGGCGGGGCCAGUGCCCCAGUGGUCCCACCCCUACAACUGCUACUGAAUGUGUUAUGACUAAAAAAUAAAUACAUUUAAAAAAAUCAAAUCUUUUUUUUUUUUUUUAACCUGAUUCCAAUCCUGUGUUCCACAAAUGUAAGUGGAAGGAUUUGAAGUUGGCCCUCGCAUUCUUUGAGUCUUCUGAAAUUGGAGGAAAAUGUUUUGACCCCCAUUAUUAGGCAACAAAGCGAUAGAAUGCAAUACCACAAGGAAAUAGGCGUUAAGAUAAUUUUCUAUUUACCGAGACAUCAAGCCUAAAGAAGCUAAUUCUGGAAAAACUCCACAAAAAAAGGGCAUGCAAAAACAGUCUGCAUGUGCAAACUUUUUUUUUUUUUUUAACAUAGCAAGAAACCAUUUUUUCCCCCACCCUCUGUUUCCUCCAGUGUUGCUGCCCGCUUCCGCCAGUGGAAAAAAAAUAACCUCAAACCACAUUUUUGCACAGAUGCAAAGCAACGUUCGAAAGUUACUCAGCAUGUUUCUGUACAAACACCGGUUUAUAAAGAAGCCAUUAACAACAGGUGGCAAAAAUAAGAUGCUUAAGAAUAGAAUAGAACAAAAUAGAAAGCCUUUUUUGUCAUUGUACAACGAGAUUUAAAGCUGCGCCAUAACGUGCACCACGUGAAACAAAAGUACAUUUAGGCUAAUAUAGUAUAAAAACACAGGUUAAAGGGCACACAAAUCAUCUAUACUUAUAUAUAUAAAUAUUAAUGGAAUUUUGUCUUUGUAGGGAUGUUUGUGUGCGUGUGUUUGUUCCCUAUGGACUCUGGAACAGCUGGGUGUUAAAGUGCCUGUGACACGAAAAAGCAUGUUUAUUUCAUAAUACACGCGGUAUUUUAUGCCCCUGAAUGAUAUGGACCGCUUGGAUGUGUGUGGAAGCGAUCGCUAUAUUUAUUUAGUUUUUUGAAUCACGCGCCAUGAAAAUGAGUGACUUCCGGCUUCGGUCUCUCAUUGAGGAGGAGGCCGCUGUGACGUGUACGGUAGAAGACGUUCUCUUCACUAUACAGUGUACUGUUGUGUAUGAGGACGAAGGAUUCAGCUGAUUUUGCGGAUUAAUACUUUUAUUUUUUGCAUCGCGCCAGCCAAACGGCUGCAGAAAAAUCAUUCUGUAUGCGGGAAAGGCGUAUGCGCCUUUUUGGAGUUUUAAAAGGUUCCCAUUCACCGUGGAUAUUUACAGUGGGACCAUUGGACUUACAAGGAAGUGAGUAAACAUCUUGUUUUGUAUUAUGUCAAAUACGAAUACAGUGAUUACAAAGUAAACACUAUAAAAUUCCUUUAAAUAAAGGACUACUUACGUUUGAUCAUUGAUAGGCAUGUAAAAAGCUAUCCUCAUGCUCAUUAGCAGUUAGCUGUUAGCACGUUAGCUCCACAACAACUCCAGCCAUCCUCCUCCAGGGAACGAACUGUAAAUUGCUCUCCGCCGGGCGGUUUGCCGAUCCGCAAAGAAACUCGACAACCGGGUCGUCAUGUCAAAUAAUCCAGGCUAGUUAUGUGUGAUUUUCCACUUCGAAGACUUUGAAACGUCCCUCGGUUCGGGUUAGCAUGUCUGCUAGCUGUCACUCCUUCUGGUCUGUUUACAUUCUCCGAAGCCGGGGAAGGGAAAUUACAUAUGUCCGAUUUAGGUGUCAUAAAAUAUCGUUCGGGAGGUGUGACAGUAAAGGUGAAGUCGACUGUUUUGACCAUUAUGGAGUAAUUUUGCCAUGUCGUCUUGAAUAAAUGGAUUUUUAUUAUUUUAUAUUCCAUUUAGCACAAGAUUGUUAUUUGUCAUGACCAUGCCAUUUAUUUAGCAAUUGGGGAAAGUACUUGGGUAAAAAGAAUAUCCUGUAAAAAUAUUGAAGUAAAGAGACAGAAACAAUGACAUUUUGCCGCUCUCUUCGUCGCGUUUUCCUCAUUGUGAAUAGUUCCCCCUCGACGGGCUGACUGGUCCUUCUCAAGCCAUAUAUAUAGCUAUUGGGGAAAAAUACUUGGAUAAAAAGAAUAUCCUGUAAAAAUAUUGGGAGUAGAGAGACUGAAACAAUGACAUUUUGCGGCUCUCUUCGUCGCGUUUUCCUCGUUCUGAACAAUCCCCCCUCAAUGGGCUGAAUAGUAAAACCGAUGAGCCCAGUCUACCGCUGACGUCAUCCACCUGUUGGGGACGCUAAAGCCCUAUAAUGGUAGGCGUGGCUAACCGGCAGAUUAAAAGACUCAUUUCUCGUAAUCUUUGCUUUGCUAAAUUGUUGUAUAUAGUCGAAUCGUCUCAAAAUAUGAUUCUAAUUCACAUAAUAAUGCCAUUUAAGACUUUUUUUCUGGUGCCAUAUGCUCUUUAAGCCUGAACGAUAUAUCGUUUAAACAUUGCCAUCGCGAUGUGCGUGUGCGCGAUUGUCCCAUCGCAAGCACGUGCGAUAGUUUACUCCUCACUUUCUGGUCUGCGCACAGCCUCCUACCCUCCCUCUCCCAGCCUUUUGAUCCUCUCAGUCACUGCAGCACAACGAUGGCUUUGAUCUGGCCAAGGAAGCAGGCUUCACACGGGCAUCUGUCAAUCAUCGUUUUACUUGUUAAACAGUUGCAAGGAAGCCGCGCUGGAAUGAAUGUGUGUACUGUGGGGACGUUGGAGACAUUUAAAUGCCAGAAGUGAUCAUGAGUAAUUUGAAAUUUACAUGUCACUUCAACGGUCACAGCUAAAGUAGAUAAAAGCAUUUAAUAAAGCCAAGCAUUUAUCUGCUACAGUACUUCAUUCUUUUUCAAAAAUGAUUUGGUUGGACAGUUAUGUUUAAAACUUAUCAUAAUUAUGACAUUUGAAGUGCUUAAAAACCAUUUAUUUAUAUACAUUUUUUAAAUCACUUUGGGGGGGGAAAGUGAGAAAAAAACAUCUUAUAUGUAUCUCUUUCCAAUGCUAAAUCGGAAUAAAUACAUUGGGCACAAAAAAAAACACACACACACACACACACACAAAAAAAAAAAAAAAAUGGGAGGGUGCGCUACUUUGCGGUUUUUCACUUAUCGCGGCGGGUUCUGGUCCCCAUCUAAAAUCUUUCCAAACGGCUAUUUAAGUCAUCUUGUGAAAAUUUCUUGACAAAAAUAUAUAUACAUUUUUUUUAAUAUCGCAAUAUAAUAUCGCAAUUUAUCGCAAACCCCAAAAAAAUCGCAGCAAUAGUUUUUUCCAAUAUCGUUCAGGCCUACUGGGCGUAUUUUGACGAAAUUUCACUCUGUUGUACUAUACAGUGGUGCUCAUCUUACUUUAAAAAAGUAAUUAGUUACAGUUACAAAUUACUUCUCCCAAAACGUAAUUGAGUUAGUAACUCUGUUACCUCAAUGUAAGAGUAAUUAGUUACUCGGCAAAUUAACUGACCUUACUUUUCAUGUUCUACACGUUAUUACAUGAUCUAUUCUAUAAUGUCUUUCACAUCAAAUAUGUUUAUAUUAACUGAUUGAAUUGAACUGUUUUUUUAAUUCCCCAAAAAACAUAGGUUGCACGUUUUACUUUUUUUUUUUUUUUUUUUAAUAAAUUUCCCCUAUAGAAGUGUGUAAUGGUAUACACACUGUAACUUUCAAAUGCUGUGAGGAAAAAAAGCCUUUUUGUUUUUCCUGUUGUACUGAACCCGCACCGAACAGUGACCUCGUACCGAGGUACGUACUGAACCGUGACUUGUGUGUACCUUCACAUACACUACCAUUCAAAAGUUUGGGGUCGCUUAGAAAUGUCCUUCUAUUUUGAAAGAAAAGCAGUUUUUUUCAAUGGAAAUAACAUUAAACUAAUCACAAAAACACUCUAUACAUUAUUAUUAUUGUGGUAAAUGACUAUUCUAGGUGGAAACGUCCAGUUGUAAUGCAAUAUCUACGUAGUUUUGUAAAGACGCCCAUUUACAGCAAGCAUCACUCCAGUGUUCUAAUGGUACAUUGUGCUUGCUAGUUGCCUUAGAAGGAUAAUAGAUUAUUAGAAAACCUUGUGCAAUUAUGUUGGCACAGCUCAAAAAAGUUUAGGUGAGACAUGUCCAAAGUCCGACCCGGGGGCCAAAUGCGGCCCCUGGUCAAAUUUCAUCCGGCCCCCAGCCUCUGCCCUAAAAUCAAUAACGUCUGGCCCGCACAAGGACUUAAUAAGUUGGUCAGCAGUACUGUUACCAGCAUAUGAAGUAGCUUACACACUUAAUGCUACUCAUCAUUUACCCACUAAAAGGCAGCAAUACUCUAAGCAACAUUUCCCCAUGUGACCCUUUACUUCCAUUUUCUAAAAUGGCGACAAUCAACAAAGAGUUGACUGACGGCCGACGCUUCAAGGAUAGGUGGAAAUUGGACUAUUUCUUCACUAAAAUACGCAACAACUGUGUCCGCCUCAUUUGCAAAGAGACAGUCACUGUUUUUAAAGAGUUCAAUGUGAGGCAAUAUUACCAAACGAGACAUGCUGACAUGUACGACAAGAUUACAGGGAAGAUACGUUGUGAGAAAUUAAAGCAACUUGAAGCUAGUUUAUUUGACAGUAGUAUUUCGCAAGAGCCCGAGAGUCGAAAGAGAACGCCACAAAGGCUAGUUGUGAGAUUGUUGAAAAUAUUAAUUAAAUAAUUUAUUUUAAAAAAUAAAGCAAAUGUGACGCACAGAAUGGCUUGCUAAAAUUUGCUUAAAUAUAUUGUUCUUAGGGCUGUCAAACGAUUAAAAUUUUGAAUCGAGUUAAUCACAGCAUAAACAUUAAUUAAUCGCAAUUCAAACCAUCUAUAAAAUAUGCCAUAUUUUUCUGUAAAUUAUUGUUGGAAUGGAAAGAUAAGACACAAGACAGAUAUAUACAUUCGACAUACUGUCCAUAAGUACUGUAUUUGUUUAUAUAACAAUAAAUCAACAAGAUGGCAUUAAUAUUAUUAACAUUCUGUUAAAGCGAUCCAUGGAUAGAAAGACUUGUAGUUCUUAAAAGAUAAAUGUUAGUACAAGUCAUAGAAAUUUUUUAUUAAAACACCUCUUAAUGUUUUCGUUUUAAUGAAGUUUGUAAAAUUUUCAAUCAAAAAAUAAACUAGUAGCUUGUCAUUGUUGAUAUCAAUAAUAAUUAUGGUGCUGAAUCUGAAUGUGCUGAAACCCAUAAAAUCAGUCGCACCCAAGCACCAGCAGAGGGCGGAAAAACACCCAAAAACACAAGUAACAAGUGAAAAUGACACUUUGCUGUCAUUUUAAUCUGUUUGAGCGGGGCAUGCGCGUUAAAUGCGUCAAAUAUUUUAACGUGAUGAAUUUUAAAAAAUUAACACCCGUUAACGCGAUGAUCUUGACAGCCCUAAUUGUUCUACGUAAAAAACAUCAGCCAAGGUCGGCCCCCCCAAAUUUUUACGACACCAAUUCUGGCCCCCUUUGCAAAGAGUUUGGACACCCCUGGUUUAGGUGGUUAGAGAAACUAUAAAACACAUCUUCCUUUGAGCUAGCUGUGUAUCUGGAGCAUCACAUUUGUGGGUUUGACUAAACUCUCAAAGUGGCCAGACUCAAAAUGGCCAGAAAAAGACCAUUUUCAUGUGUAACUUGACAGUCUGUUCUUAGAAAUGAAGGCUAUUCCAUAAGAGAUAUUGCCAAGAAAUUGAAGAUUUCCUAUAACCAGGGGUGCACAUAAGUGGUCCGCAUGCGCGCAUGCGUACUGGACGUAGACAAACGCGCUGGCCCUCAACGGUUUCCAUACGCUUUUGCGUACCGAUGGCUGACCACUGUAUUUGCGGCGGACACGAGAAAAUAACUUAUCAAAAUGUCGAAGAGGCAGGCCACACUGAGUAAUUACUUCCGUGUUCCCCCACCCCCGUCAAAAGACAGACAGACAGACGACAGAGACGUCACCGGAGCUCCCGAAAAAAAGGACUUUUGCUGAAAAGUGACUACAGGAGUUAGGAUGGCUAGAAGCAAAUGAUGCUCGCACGGAAAUGCGUAACAAAAUGUGCCGUGAGAAUCCCAAUGUCACCGAUGAGAGCAGCGCAUUUUAUGAAGGGUCAAAGAAUUUCAGCCAUCCAAACUUUGAAAAGCACGAAAAAAACAGAGAGCAUGUGGCAAUUAAGCAAACUAUCGAUGUCAGGCAAGUGGCGGAAUAGGGCGGAAUAAAGGUAAUGAACAGCGACAUGCACUGACAAACGUGUUUUUGCUCGCAUUUUACAAAGCUAAACAUGCACAUUCAAGGAGGUCUUAUGAGGAGGACAUCCCACUUUUAAAAAGGCUUGGAGUUAAUGUGGGAGCCGCAUAAUGCCCUUUAUUUUGAAUUGGUGCUUUUAUGUUUAUUUCUUUACAUUUCACUUCAAAGUAAUGACAAUUUUGUUGUGCCAGUUGAUGUUAAUCAAGCAUUAAUUGUUAAUAUAAUUAAAGUUAAUUGGCUCUAAGUAAAGCUUGUCAUAAAUUUAUUGCAUCAGGCGGGUCGGCUCUCAAGCUCAAUGAGGACCAAGUCACAUCUCCAGGUCCUCCUCUGAGAACCUGGGCAAAAAAAUUAUGUGCACCCCUGCCUAUAACGCUGUGUACCACUCCCUUCAGAGAGCAGCACAAUCAAGAUCUAACCAGAGUAGAAAGACAAGCGGGAGGCCCUGCUGCACAACUGUUAGGUCUAAACUUAAUACUUGAACUAAGAAAACAACAAAAGACCUAGGAAGGGACGGAGGAAGAAUCAGACUUGAGAUGGAGAUAAAAUUAACACUGGUGGCCACCAGGGAGAAGGCUGAUAGCGCAGCGCUUCUCAGCCUCCCUCCUGGGGGCCGUGUCUUUUAUUGAGAACAGAAACCAGAAUGAAACAUUAUGGUGACGUCUACUGAAAACAGAAACAUAAUGACUCUUUUCAUUGUGUAAGCACUAAAGCACAAGCGAAUAGACUGUUACAUGAGAAAACAUAAUCAUAACACCUAGUUUCAAACACACAUAAUUGGUUUAAAUACUGUCAGUGUGCAAAAGCAUUAAAGCACAUCUUACAACAACCGAGCAAGAAGACAAAUAGAUAAGAGUGUCUAGUUUGAGAAAUAGAUGCCUUGCAGGUCCUCAUCUAGCAGCUUCAUUAAAUACUACCCGUAAAACGCCAGUGUCAAUGUCGACAGUGAAGAGACUACUCCGGGAUGCUGGUUUUCUGGGCAGCGUGGCAAAGGAAAAAGCUUUAUCUGAGACUGGAUAAAAAAAGGAAACAAUAUGUGCAAAAGAACACAGACAUUGGACAGAGGAAGAUUGGAAGAAAGUUAAGGACAGAUGAAUCAAAGUUUGAGGUAUUUGGACUUUGGAUCAAAGAAAAGAACAUUUGAGACACACAAAACAACUGAAAAGAUGCUGGAAGAGUGCCUGAUGUCAUAUGUCGACAAUGGUGAAGGUAACGUGAUGGUCUGGGGUUGCUUUGGUGUUGGUAAAGUGGGAGAUUUGCACAAGAGCAUCGGGAUUUUAAAUAAAGAAGGCUAUCACUCCGUUUUGCAACACCAUGCCAUACCCUGUGGACAACGCUUGAUUGGAGUCAAUUUUCUCAUACAACAUCACAGUGACCCAAAGCACACCUCCAAAUUAUGCAAGAACUAUUUAAGAAAGAAGCAGGCAGCUGGUGUUCUAUCUGUAAUGGAGUGGCUAGCACAGUCAACAGAUCCGAAACCGUUGCGGAGCAGCUUGACCGUAUGGUACGCAGGAAGUGCCCAUUAAGCCAAUCCAACUUGUGGGAGGUGCUUCUGGAAGCGUGGAGUGAAGUUUCUCUUAUCUUCUUUCUCUUCUUCUCAACAAAUUAACAGCAAGUAUACCAUUGGUCUGCAAAGCUGUAAUUGUUGCAAAAUGAGCAUUCUCUGAUAAAAGCCAAGUUUGAGGGAGAAAAUUAUUAUCUAAAAUAAAAAUCCUUAUUUCCAACCUUGUCAAUGUCUUGACUAUAUUUUCCUACUCGUUUUGAAACUCAUUUGAAAAAUUAAAGUGUGACUUUUGAAGGAAAACACAAAAUUGUCUGGGUGACCCCAAACUUUUGAAUGGUAGUGCAUAUUGAUAUAUUUUUCGAUAUGCACGUAAGGCUCUGAAUCUCUUCCCUCUCCUAUCUUUGCUCUAGUUGUUUUGAUUUUUAUUUUUUAAAAAGAGACACAAAGUUUAUGGAUCCGCCAUUCAAGAAAAGUUUAUGGCAAAGGACUAUUUUUGGUAGUAAAAAAACCCCAAAAUUAUUAUUAGAGAUGUGCCGAUCAAUCGGGUCCGAUCACGUCAUUAUCAAAGUAUCGGAAUCGGCAAAAAA
Corythoichthys intestinalis (scribbled pipefish) is the source of this 17985-nucleotide messenger RNA. RefSeq names its product catalase (gene cat). Gene Ontology annotation, cellular component: mitochondrion; peroxisome; cytoplasm. The transcript is spliced from 13 exons. Gene Ontology annotation, biological process: response to hydrogen peroxide; hydrogen peroxide catabolic process. Gene Ontology annotation, molecular function: catalase activity; heme binding. Lineage: Eukaryota; Metazoa; Chordata; Actinopteri; Syngnathiformes; Syngnathidae. Bases 110 to 1690 code for a protein of 526 amino acids. The record is from RefSeq and is a predicted model, not a curated record.